Messenger RNA from Opisthocomus hoazin, 1515 nucleotides. NCBI's taxonomy places the organism in Eukaryota, Metazoa, Chordata, Aves, Opisthocomiformes, Opisthocomidae. The record is from RefSeq and is a predicted model, not a curated record.
AUGGCAGUUCUCCUCUCAACAAUGAAGGGUAUGCUCUUUCUCUUGCUCCUCCCAUGCUUUUGUUUUGGUCAGCCUGCACCUCCACUGCUGCGUUUCUCCAUCUUCCUGGAGCCUGCAAACAGGGUCUACCUCCACUGGGACCAUGACGAAGAGGAGAUGAUGACAUUUGAGCUGCAGGUCCAUACAACUGGCUGGGUGGCAUUUGGAUUCAGCCCUGAUGGAGAGUUACCUGGAUCUGACAUUGUGAUAGGAGGUGUCUUCCCAAAUGGCAGCAUCUACUUCUCUGAUUGUCACGUGGUAGAUCAAGCAACCCUUGAGGAAGAUGAGAGCCAGGACUACCAACUGCUGUCAGUGACAGAGAACGAGACCUCCACCACCAUGCUGUUCAAACGCCACCUCCAAACAUGUGACCCUAAUGACCUGGAUAUCACAUUUGCUGUCCCAGCUGAAGAAACCAAGUAUGCCUGCACCUUUAUUCCACUGCCCAGGGUCAAGCAGAAACACCAUAUCUACAAGUUUGAACCUGUAAUAACACCCCACAACAUAACUUUGGUUCAUCAUAUUCUUGUUUAUGCCUGUGGAAACGCCAGCGUGUUACCCAGCAGCAUAGACGAUUGCUAUGGACCCAAUCCGGAUUUUGCCCUGUGCUCUCAGGUGCUCGUGGGCUGGGCUGUGGGAGGAGAGUCUUAUCAAUAUCCAGAGGAAGCUGCAGUUUCCAUAGGGACACCUUGGGACCCUCAGUAUGUCCGACUAGAAAUCCACUACAGCAAUUUUGACUUGUUACCAGGCUUGAUCGACAGCUCAGGGAUACGACUCUACUAUACGCCAGAGCUGCGGAAAUAUGAUGUGGGUGUUCUGCAAACAGGCAUCUUCACUUUCCCUGUGCAUUUCAUUCCUCCUGGUGCAGAAUCCUACAGAUCUUACGGCCUUUGCAACUCCAGCCAGUUUGAUGAAAUGAAUGGGAUGCUGGUUCCAGAUCUGCAUGUCUUUGCCUACUUGCUUCACACCCACCUAUCUGGCAGAGGAGUGAAAGCUGCUCAAUACCGGAAUGGUGAGCAGCUGGGGAUCAUCUGCGAGGACAAUAAGUACGACUUCAGCCUGCAGGAGGUUCGGGACAUGAAGGAAACCCUCACAGUCAGACCGGGGGAUGAGAUCCUGGUUGAAUGCAACUUUCAGACACUGGAUCGGUCAGGGAUUACUUAUGGUGGGCCAAGCACCAUGAAUGAGAUGUGUCUCACAUUCCUUUUCUACUACCCUCGUAACAACAUCUCCAGUUGUAUGGGCUACCCUGAUAUUUUGUACAUUGCGCAUGCACUCAAGCAGGAGGCCUCAGAUGCAGUGGAAGCAAUCAUGGCCUUGGACUUUGUUGACUGGGAUAACGAGACUGUCAAAAUUGCAGAGAAAGUAGCCAAGGAGGCAGACCAAGUAGUCAUGAUUAAAACCAUUAAUGUAAGUCCCCCUUCUGAGCAAUUUGUGGGUGGGCAAAUAGAGUUUGUUCUGAAGUUUCGAGAGUAA